This is a messenger RNA of Dreissena polymorpha, 2380 nucleotides long. Its product is annotated as perlucin-like. Bases 109 to 579 code for a protein of 156 amino acids. NCBI's taxonomy places the organism in Eukaryota, Metazoa, Mollusca, Bivalvia, Myida, Dreissenidae. The record is from RefSeq and is a predicted model, not a curated record. The transcript is spliced from 7 exons.
AUAAAGUCUGAAAUAUUGCUAUCUCCGUAUUCUACAUAUCACGCUUAAUGUUGAUAAGGUCAUAACCUUAUAUCUUGUUUCUUCGUAGCACAGGUCCCAUUUACAUGUAUGCUGAAAAUGAGUUGGAUAUUUAUGUUUAUGUUAUUGCAUCUCUGUGAUGAGGCUGUAGCAAACUGUAGAAAUGAUUUCAUGAGUGCACUUGGGUCUUGUUACCAUUUCGGAAAUGUACCAUUAGGAUUUACACAGGCGGAGCAUUGUUGUCGCCAAUAUGAAGGGCAUCUUGUUCACAUCGAUUCAGCGCAGGAGGAUAGUUUCCUCAAGACCUACGCCAGUGGGCAUUCAGCUCAAUUUUGGUGGAUUGGAUUAACAGAUCUGAUGGCAGAGAACCACUUCCUGUGGAUUGACGAUAAUACUGAAGCGAUAUUUACAGACUGGGGCCAGGACCAACCAAACGGCGGCACCGAGGACUGCAUCGUUCUUGAUCACAAAGACGGAUAUAGGUGGCACGAUUAUCAUUGCGAAACCCAGAUGUUCCCACUUUGUGAAUCGAAACCAUCUCAGAUUCAAAUUGUGGGAUGAAUAUCGACCUCCUUCCUGACAAUCGUAUAUCCACAAAUGCAUGUCUGAGAAUCUUUACAAGUGAAUUCGGCAAAUCCUGAUGCAACCUGAGCUUACCAAGUUUACUGACAGUUUGGACUCUGUGUGGAUGAUAAUAUGGACAAUAUAUUGUGUUCGUGUUGUGUUGUGAUUGACAUUUUUUAACAGAUAAGAUUUUUUAAUCCAGACUUAACAGGCGAUUUUUUUCCAAAGAAUAAAUACAAUACUUUUUUAUUGAUGUGCAUGAAUUUGAGUACAAAAUAUCAACAAUGUGUAUCAUGUGUUGUUUUUUCAAUCAGUCUGUCAUCCAUAGGUAAUAUAUUAAGUAUGAGAAGGGAAUAUUUUAUUUUUACAUUUGUGUUGUUUCUGCACACCAUGUCAGAGACAUGAAAAUAUAUUUUAUGCCCCCAACGGGCGGCAUAUAGUUUUCGCACUGUCAGUCUGUCUGUCCUCCGUAGAACUUUUCGUGUUCACUCUCUAAUUCAAGUAGUUCUAAUCCGAUCUCCAAACUUGGUCAGAAGUUGCAUCCGGAUAAUGUCUAGGUCAAGACAAACAUGGGUCAUGCUGGGCCCAAAACUAUGUCAUAGGGUCACUUAGUGCGUUUCAAACAUUCAGCAUGGUGUCCGCUCUCUAAUUCAAGUAGUUUUCAUCCGAUCUUUCCCAAACUCUGUCAGAAGUUGUAUCUACAUAAUGUCUUCGCCAAGUGUGAACAUGGGGCAUGCCGGGCAAAAAACUAGUUCACUGGGUCACUAAGUGCGUUUUAAAAAUUCAGCUUGGUGUCCGCUCUCUAAUUCAAGUAGUUUUCAUCUGAUCUUCACCAAACUUGUUCACAAGUUUUAUCUAGAUGGUCUCUAGGCCAAGUUUGAACAUGCAUGCAAAGAAUUGGCAGAAAAAAAACAUCUACAAACUGCAGCAGAUGAAAUAUGUAACAAACAAAAUAUAAAUAUUGAACACCUGUUAUGUAGCAAACUAAUAGUUAAAUAAAAUAAAGGCGAUGUAUAUCUCAAAAACAUUUGCAUACUUAUGCUUUUAUGUAGUGACAAAGUUACAGUUGGGGGCAUCCGUGUCGUGUGGACACAUUUGUUUGACUGAUGAUAAACAACUCAUUCAUACUGAUCUAACUAUAAAAUGUUAUUUACACGAUAAGAAAUACAUUGUAUUGUAUGCCUGCUAAUAUUGUGGUCUUAAAAUAAUAUCACUUAUACUGUUGUAGUUCAUUUAAACAUCAAGAUAUGUGAUGUUAACGUAUGUGUUCAUGUUAUGUUUGUAUUUGAUUUAUUUUUACAUGUUAAUAAAUAUUUUGGUGUUUAAAGUUCAAUCUAUAGUGAAUUAAUUUGUGACGUGUGCCAUUAAAUAUGUAGUGCUUAUUGCUUUUAUUUUGUUUAAGUUGAAAAUCAUGUUUUUGAAUCUCUACGUAUGAAAUGCACUAGUGAAUUUGGUUUGACACUUAUGCGAAGAUUAAUCAUAUAUAAACUUCAAAUACAUUGUUGAUCACAAACCGCAUGUAUAUGCAAUCCACAAAUUACUGUUUCCAUAGCAACUGUUAACUUAAUCUAUUUUGUCUACUUAAUUUUAUCAAUCAUAUAACAAAAUUGAAUUGCUAAAUAAACCAAAAUAUUGUCUGGCAGUACAGACACACAACACAAAUUGUAUCAUGAGGAGUUAUUCGUUUUAGUUUUAAGUUCAUAGCUGUACAAAAUGUUCAAUUUCUGAAUACACACCUUUUUCCAGAAAAUGUGCAUAUAUUUAUGUAUAUAAUAAACAUAUUAAUGAUGUUCCAUAU